GGGGCGGAACCUCUCGGUCCAGUCUAGGAAUCGCUCGAGGAUGUGGAGAUUGGUCCAAGUUGGAGGCCUGGCCUGUGUUGCUGCUCAAGCCCGGACGAGGCUUCUGGGUCUGGACCCGGAAAGGGUGGAGCCUCUGCGGUGAAACCCGGAAGCGAGAGACAGAGGCUUCGGAACCUGGACUGGGAAACCGGGUUCCUGGGAUUCUUGGCCAGGGGGAAGUCUGAUUCGAGCAUCCUUGCAUAGCGGAGGAAGGGGUGGUGGGCGGAUUAGGAGCCUAAUGUAGCAGGGGCGGGGUUCCAGCGAGAGGCGGAGCGGCCGGGAGCGCCGUGGCCCGGAUGUUCUGGCUCCGCGUUCAGACCCGCUGAUUCCGGGGCUUCUCUGGGGAACAUAGUGUGGCCAAUGGCUGUCGAUAUUCAACCAGCAUGCCUUGGACUCUAUUGUGGGAAGACUCUAUUGUUUAAAAAUGGCUCAAGUGAAAUCUAUGGAGAAUGUGGGGUAUGCCCAAGAGGACAGAGGACAAAUGCACAGAAAUACUGCCAGCCGUGCACAGAGUCCCCUGAGCUUUAUGACUGGCUCUAUCUUGGAUUUAUGGCUAUGCUUCCUCUUGUUUUACAUUGGUUCUUCAUUGAAUGGUACUCGGGGAAAAAGAGCUCCAGUGCCCUCUUCCAGCACAUCACCGCGCUGUUUGAAUGCAGUAUGGCAGCUAUCAUCACCUUACUCGUGAGUGACCCAGUGGGUGUCCUUUAUAUCCGCUCCUGCCGAGUGCUGAUGCUUUCGGAUUGGUACACUAUGCUUUACAACCCGAGUCCCGAUUACGUCACCACGGUGCACUGCACGCAUGAAGCAGUCUACCCACUAUACACCAUUGUGUUUGUUUAUUACGCCUUCUGCUUGGUGUUGAUGAUGCUGCUCCGGCCUCUCCUGGUGAAGAAGAUCGCCUGCGGCCUGGGGAAGUCUGACCGCUUCAAGAGCAUUUACGCUGCGCUUUACUUCUUCCCCAUCUUAACCGUGCUGCAGGCGGUUGGUGGGGGCCUCCUGUAUUAUGCCUUCCCCUACAUCAUCCUCGUGUCAUCUUUGGUUACCCUGGCUGUGUACAUGUCUGCUUCUGAAAUAGAGAACUGCUACGAUCUCCUGGUCAGGAAGAAAAGACUUAUUGUCCUCUUCAGCCACUGGCUACUGCACGCCUAUGGAAUAGUCUCCAUCUCCAGAGUGGACAGGCUGGAGCAUGAUCUCCCGCUUCUGGCUUUGGUACCUACACCAGCCCUGUUCUACUUGUUCACUGCAAAAUUCACCGAACCGUCAAGGAUACUCUCAGAAGGGGCCAACGGACACUGAAUAUAAAAUGCCAAAACACAAACAAGCAAAACAAAACCCUAAAAAGUAUUCUUAAUUAAAAAAAAAAGUAAGGAAGAACUUAAAAUGCAUUACUAGCAUUCUGUCACACAUGGGAACAAGGCCUACCAGACAUUGUAAUGCUUGUGUUUUAUCUUUUGACUGUCGGACUUUGUGGUUGGAUGUGGCACUGACACAGCACCGUGGCCC
Molecule: messenger RNA, 1542 nt
Organism: Acomys russatus (golden spiny mouse)
Lineage: Eukaryota; Metazoa; Chordata; Mammalia; Rodentia; Muridae
Gene: Jkamp
Product: JNK1/MAPK8 associated membrane protein
Exons: 7
Coding region: 400-1335 (311 amino acids)
Biological process (GO): response to unfolded protein
Cellular component (GO): membrane
Molecular function (GO): ubiquitin protein ligase binding
Source: RefSeq, a predicted model, not a curated record